AUGAAAAGUCAAGAAGUGAUAUACCGCGAGUGUUUGCAUUGCCAAAAAUCUCUAGGUGCAGUGACCACAACCAUCUUCACGAAAAUUCUCCAUCAGAUGCAUUUGAACCGAGACGUUCGUGUCUUUAUCAAAAAACCGUUAGAUUUUGCGCUUAAUGAGGAAUACGACUCAUGA
Messenger RNA from Plasmopara halstedii, 174 nucleotides. RefSeq lists its product as uncharacterized. NCBI's taxonomy places the organism in Eukaryota, Oomycota, Peronosporomycetes, Peronosporales, Peronosporaceae. The transcript is spliced from 2 exons. Bases 1 to 174 code for a protein of 57 amino acids. The record is from RefSeq and is a predicted model, not a curated record.